UCUCAUGAACAUAUCUUGCUCUGAUUCUCCAGAUGUUCUUUCAAAGAAGCGCACAGAGUAGAUUCCAAAAUUUCAUAGAUAUUUCUGUGCAAGGAUAUCCUCACUCUUGGGACUGGAGAAAUAUUAAACCCAUUAGGGUUCAGGAUAGUUUAUGCUUUCGAACUUUUGUUAGGAUUCCUCAGAAUAAUCUAUGGCACAUCUUCGGUCGGGUUAAGAGUCAGCAAUUCUUUAUGAAUGAAAUGUAAGCUUAUAGAGGUUCUCGCAAAUGGUCUAUGCUCUUAUUAUGUCUAUUUUUAGAAUCAAUAUUUUAUGCAGGUAUUCAAGGAAAAUAAAGGAUUUAGACAAUUGUCCGUGAAGUCCAACAUUGUUAGCAUAUUUUAGAUUUGAGAGGAGAUAAAAUAAGGCAGAAUUGUCAUCCUUGAAGGAACAACCUUUU
Molecule: messenger RNA, 436 nt
Organism: Moneuplotes crassus
Lineage: Eukaryota; Ciliophora; Spirotrichea; Euplotida; Euplotidae
Source: the annotation of a GenBank genome assembly